This is a messenger RNA of Peronospora matthiolae, 846 nucleotides long. NCBI's taxonomy places the organism in Eukaryota, Oomycota, Peronosporomycetes, Peronosporales, Peronosporaceae. The record is from the annotation of a GenBank genome assembly.
AUGUCAACUUCCGACCCGCAGAUUGAGAAGCUCCAGGAACAAAUCCACAGGGGAGCAGAAGAGACCAAGUCGUAUCUCGCCUUGCUCAAGGAACAACUCGCCGAGUACGAUGCCCAGUACAGUGUAUCCGAGACUGCCAGCUCGUUCCUGCAGGCAGCUAUCGAGCGCACGCACAAGUCGGUGGAUGAACUGAAGGAAUUGGGCGAGACGCUCAAGGAAAAGUCCAAGAACUCGUCGGCACCUGUCGUGGACGCGGCCAAGGUCUCAUUCAGUAAGGUGCAGGCGGCCCUGGACGGCCUUAAGGAACGUGGCCGCAGCUACGACGACAAGGUUCGUGCUAGUGUCACGAGCUCUGUGGACUCGGUCAAAGGCGGCGUGUCCUCGGCCACGAGCUCCGUGUCCACAUCCAUUGAGCACAUUGUGGUGGCUACGCGAGAGCGCAGCAGCUCGAGCUUUGAGCAGCUCAAAGAGACGCUCUUUAGCGCUGGAUACGGUGCCUACGUGGCUGCUGGUGGCAUGGUACGCAAGGCGGAGGAGCUGGACGGUCGGUAUGGUGUUGUGGACACUGUCUCGGGCGUGGUAGGUGCAGUAGCUGGCAAGGUGUCGGAUUUGGAUCGUGCGUUGGGCGUGUCGGCUACAGCCAUGAAGGUGGACGACAAGGUGACGGGUGGUAUCGGUAUGGACCUUACGAACAAGGGCAUCGAGCUUGUCAACAGCUCGGUGGAGUACGUGACCGACGCGCUGCAGCAGGCCAAGAAGGCAGCGGCUGAGAAGUCAAAGGAAAAGGAGCCGAAGGCGUUUGAUGGCACUGCGGACGUAAGUAAGGCAAGCCCGAAGGACAUGUAA